UGUCCCUUUUAUCUCCUGCUUGCUUUGACACGGAACGGAACGGCGGAAGGCUAUGGCAUCUCAGCAACACUCGCCGGCGGCGAAGAAGAAGAAGAAGAAAUCCCCAUCACUACCUCCUACCACCAUAAGCGGCCUUGACCAAGACAUUCUGCACGAGAUCUUCGUCCGCCUCCCCUCUCUCCCCAGCCUCGUCCGCGCCGCCUUCACUUGCCACACCUUCCUCGAUGCCGUUCGUUCGUCCCCCGCCUUCCGCCGCCGCUUCCGCGCCCUCCACUGCUCCCCAGUCCUAGGUCACUUUAUCGACAACCAAGAACUCACCCUUAUCCCUAACUUCCUACCUCUCCGCCGCCGCUCCGACCCAGACCUUGGGGCUGUCCUCCGUGGGGCCGAUUUCUUCCUCACCCGCCUCCCAGAUGACGAUGAUGCAUUCCGCGGGUGGUCAAUCCACGACUGCCGCGACGGAUUCCUUGUUCUCGGCAACUGGAGCGCCGACCAGAUGGCCGUCUACAACCCGCUCACGCGUACCAUGGAUCUGUUUCCCCUGCCGCCGCGCGAGGACUUCGAUCCCGAUGGCUUGUAUUUUGAUUUCCACAUCCUGCCCUCAGAAGAAGACCACCGGUCAUUCCGCCUUGUGUGUGUCCGGCACGGCGAAAUUGGGGCGCGAGCUCUUGUCUUAUCAUCGGACACCAGCAAGUGGCAGAAUUUUCCAUGGGUACGCAUCAACGGGUUCUGGCCUGAGAACGGCACCAUGGUGAAUGGUUGCAUCUAUUGGACCACUGGAGUGCCAAAUGACGCCCGUGUGCUCAACACCGCUACGAUGCACUUCUCCCGAAUUCAUCUGCCGCCGCGGAGAGCGAAUACAACAUGGAAGGCUGGUGAGACCAAGGAUGGAAGGCUAUGUAUGGCAUGCGUACCGCUGGAAGUCCAAGCCCAACGCCCGCUUGAUGUUUGGUUCUGGAGAGCUGAUGGCGAUGGUGUUGAGAGAUGGAUGCUGGAUAAGUCACUUCCGAUGCAGGAGCUUGCUGAGAUCGUUCAGUGUCACAUCGAUGAUGAUAAUGCUAGAGUUCAACUGAAUGCUGUGGCGAUUAUCGACGGUUUUAUCUAUUUGUCUGUUCAUUGUGGGAGGUGGCAGCAUCAUCAUCCAACUUUCUGGUUCCUAUCCUUCUGCCUGGAAACAGGGGUCCUGAAUAAGCUUGGUCGUGUCCUUGGUGCUGCAUCCCAUCCAUAUAUCAUGCCGUGGCCUCGUUCUUUGGUGCACAACAAGCUAAGCAGUUCGUCCAGUUGAUCUGUGUAUGAGCUACUUAAGCAACUGAAGUUAUAUAUGUUCAUUAAGCUGCAUCAUUGGGCUCCUAAGGGCAAAAUCACAGAAGAAGAAACAUCUGUGCCGCUCACUACUGGGUAGCACAGUUAUUUCGAACUGUAGAUCUUGAAUUGGGAAGAUUGAAGAAGCGGGAUGCUAAGUUUGCAAGCAGGGCUACAUCGACAUGCUAGACUUGUUGGCUCACGCAACUUCACUUAGAAGUUGCAACAUUCUGUUAGAACUUCCGUAGAGCUGUUUUAAUUUUCAUAUAUGGGCUAUGAACUGUGUGAUCAGUGAAUCGAUCAAAAUUUAUCAAAUUUGUCC
Lolium perenne is the source of this 1624-nucleotide messenger RNA. RefSeq lists its product as uncharacterized. Gene Ontology annotation, molecular function: protein binding. The record is from RefSeq and is a predicted model, not a curated record. NCBI's taxonomy places the organism in Eukaryota, Viridiplantae, Streptophyta, Magnoliopsida, Poales, Poaceae.